This is a messenger RNA of Exserohilum turcica Et28A, 1858 nucleotides long. RefSeq lists its product as uncharacterized. Bases 130 to 1602 code for a protein of 490 amino acids. Gene Ontology annotation, biological process: NAD+ biosynthetic process. The transcript has 3 exons. Gene Ontology annotation, molecular function: nicotinate phosphoribosyltransferase activity. Lineage: Eukaryota; Fungi; Ascomycota; Dothideomycetes; Pleosporales; Pleosporaceae. The record is from RefSeq and is a predicted model, not a curated record.
AAUUGGCCGAUCCACGCAACGCGCGACUCCACAAACUCGCGCCUGCCCCACCACCCCUCCAUCUGCCGCCAUCGGAAGUUGCGACUCUGAGAGUCUACCAAACCAACGCGCUACACCAGACUCAACGACAUGGUAGCUGAGCCGGCAAGCCUGCCUGAGGGCAUGUUCUCCCUCCUGGACACCGACCUGUACAAGCUGACUAUGCAAUGCUGCAUACUGAAGUUCUUCCCGGAUGUCUCAGUCACGUAUAGCUUCACAAACCGCACGCCAGACAAGAAGCUUAGUCGCGCCGCCUUCAAUUGGCUACAAGCACAAGUAGAUAAACUCGAAAAUAUUACAGUUUCCGACGACGAACUCAACUUCCUGAAGAACAAUUGCCCUUAUCUGAACGCGCAAUACCUACAAUUCCUCUCUAUCUUCCGCCUCAAGCCCUCAAAACAGCUCAAGCUAUCCUUCACACCCGUAAACGACACCGGCUCAGACAGCGACGUUGGCGGUUUCCACAUCCACACUGAGGGUCUAUGGCUCGACACGAUCCUGUAUGAGAUUCCGCUACUGGCGCUUGUGAGCGAGGCAUACUUCAAGUUUGUCGAGACAGACUGGAACCAUGCGGGUCAAGUGGAAAAGGCCUACCACAAGGGGAAAGCGCUGUUGGAAGAAGGCUGCAUCUUCUCAGAGUUUGGCUCGAGGAGGCGACGAGACUACCACACACAAGACUUGGUGCUGCAAGGGCUGCGCCGGGCGGCUGACGAGGGCGCCAAGCUAGGAUGGGCGGGAAAGUUCUCAGGAACGAGCAAUGUUCACUUUGCCAUGAAGCACGGACUUGUCCCCAUUGGCACUGUUGCGCACGAAUGGUUCAUGGGCGUGGCUGCUAUCACGGACAACUACGAGAGCGCAAACGAAAUUGCCCUAGAGUACUGGACAGCCACGUUCGGGGCAGGCGUGUUGAGCAUCGCACUCACAGACACGUUUGGAACGCCAGCAUUCCUCCGGGCCUUCAAGAAGCAGAUUCCUCGCGUCACCACUGCUAUCCUGGGAGGCGGAACGCUGGCGUCAGCCGGGAACACGACCAAAACCGACGCGGUGGAGACUAUGGCCUCGACGAAGCCGCCCAUUCAGGCACCGUACAGUGGAGACACGGGCUCGGAUCAGACGUUUGCCCAAGUGUUUGCGGGCGUGCGCCAGGACUCUGGUGAUCCUCUGGAGUUUAUCAAGAUGAUGCGCGAGUUCUACGACGACGAGGGCAUCAAGGACAAGAAGACGAUUGUAUUUUCCGACUCGCUGAACCUUGAGCUCUGCUUCAAGUACAAGAAGGCAGCCGAGGAGCAAGGCUUCCAGCCAACGUUUGGAGUGGGGACAUUCUUGACAAACGAUUUCGUCGAGACAUCGAGCGGGAACAAGUCGGUGCCCUUGAAUAUUGUAAUCAAGAUUGCGUCUGCAGAGGGCCGUCACGCUGUCAAGAUUAGUGACAACAUUGGCAAGAACACGGGAGACCAAGCCACGGUGGACGAGGUCAAACGGCGACUCGGCUACCAGGAAAAGUCAUGGGCUGGCGGCGACGAGCGAAGGCGGUGGGGCAACACGGACCAAGCCGCGAAUUGACACGUGCAAGCUUGGUGAAGGUCGGGGAGCUUGCACUUGUGCUGUGGCUAGGCGGCGGGCCUAGCGGUGUGCUUGGCCUGGCGGCGCUGAGUGGCGGAGUCCGGUUCGCAAGCUGAGUGAUGCAUUCUGCAAGGCUGAGUCUAGUAUACGUACUAGAUGGACGAGAAUGGGCACAAGCUGCGUAAGCCAUGGCCGGCCAGCUCGAUGGAUCGAGAGCGUGGGCGGGGCGGGGCUGGUGGCGGCAGCUGGAAGGGGG